This is a messenger RNA of Molossus molossus (Pallas's mastiff bat), 766 nucleotides long. It is a transcript of the gene EIF5A2, whose product is annotated as eukaryotic translation initiation factor 5A2. The transcript has 5 exons. NCBI's taxonomy places the organism in Eukaryota, Metazoa, Chordata, Mammalia, Chiroptera, Molossidae. The record is from RefSeq and is a predicted model, not a curated record. Gene Ontology annotation, biological process: positive regulation of translational termination; positive regulation of translational elongation. Bases 130 to 591 code for a protein of 153 amino acids. Gene Ontology annotation, molecular function: RNA binding; translation elongation factor activity; ribosome binding.
CCUCCGCCGCAGCUUCUAGGGGAACCGCGCGGGUGCGCAGGAGAAAGGCGCUCUUUCUUUGCUGAAAGAGAGCAAACACAAACUUUUGCGUAGUUCCCUCGGAAAAGGGACCACCUCCCCAGCCCACCCAUGGCGGAUGAAAUCGAUUUCACUACUGGAGAUGCUGGGGCUUCCAGCACAUACCCUAUGCAGUGCUCAGCCCUGCGCAAAAACGGCUUUGUGGUGCUCAAGGGACGACCAUGCAAAAUAGUAGAGAUGUCAACUUCCAAAACUGGAAAGCACGGUCAUGCCAAGGUUCACCUUGUUGGAAUUGAUAUUUUCACCGGCAAAAAAUAUGAAGAUAUUUGCCCUUCUACUCACAACAUGGAUGUUCCAAAUAUUAAGAGAAAUGAUUAUCAACUGAUAUGCAUUCAGGAUGGGUACCUUUCCCUGCUGACAGAAACUGGUGAAGUUCGUGAGGAUCUUAAGCUGCCAGAAGGUGAACUAGGCAAAGAAAUAGAAGGAAAAUACAAUGCAGGUGAAGAUGUACAGGUUUCUGUCAUGUGUGCAAUGAGUGAAGAAUAUGCUGUAGCCAUCAAGUCCUGCAAAUAAAUGGGAGCAUCAGGCAUGAGCAUCCUGUUUAGGUCUGGACCAGCUGCAGAUCUCAAGUUUGGUUCUAAGUUGUCACCAAAGCUAUGGCCUUCAGAAGCAACCUCAUUUACCUUUUAAUUGUUUUGAAAUUGUGCUGAGUUAGUUUUGCAGGCAAUUAGUAAUUUUUAAAAAUAAU